Molecule: messenger RNA, 2764 nt
Organism: Panicum virgatum (switchgrass)
Lineage: Eukaryota; Viridiplantae; Streptophyta; Magnoliopsida; Poales; Poaceae
Exons: 3
Coding region: 1622-2623 (333 amino acids)
Molecular function (GO): protein dimerization activity
Source: RefSeq, a predicted model, not a curated record
UAGCUUGGGCAUAAUAUGGAGAAGAAUUUAGCAAUUUAAUUCCCAUUCCAGUAGCAAACUCCUCAAAUUCAUCUGACGUAAAUAUAGUACCAUGAUCGGUCGUAAUGGUCUGUGGAAUACCAAACCGAUAGAUAAUAUGUUUUCUGACGAAUUCAAUCAUCUCUUUCGACGUAACAUUCUUCAGAGGAAUUGCUUCAACCCACUUGGUGAAAUAAUCAGUGGCCACCAAGAUAAAUUUAUGAUUUUUACUGGAUGGAGGAUAUAUCUGGCCGAUCAAAUCAAUUCCCCAUCCACUAAAUGAUCACGGCUUGAUUAUGGGAUUCAUGGCUGACGCAGGAAUUCUUUGCACACUUCCAAACUUCUGACAUUCUUGGCAACCUCUGUAAUAUGUGAAGCAAUCUUCCAGCAUCGUCGGCCAAAAAUAUCCGUUCCUCCUGAUCACCCAUUUCAUCUUAUAGGCCGAUUGAUGGGAUCCACAGACCCCCUCAUGAAUUUCACCCAUUAAUACCUUAGCUUCUUCUAUAUCGAUGCAUUUGAGCAAAACUCCAUCAAUCGUCCGAUAAUAUAAAUCUUCCUCCAACAAUACAUAUUUGAUUGCCUGGAAUCUGAUUUUCUAUCCACUUUUUUGGAUGGAUCUUUCAAAUAAUCAUUGAUCUCUUUCCUCCGGUCAUCGCUGUUAAUUCCAAGGCCAUUAUUCUUUCCAUCGGCCGAUAUCCUAAAGCAUGCUGAGCCAGCCGAUUUGCGUCACUGUUAUGAAAUUUGGGAAUAUGCUCGAUGGUUACCUUCUUGAAUUCUUUCAGCAGCCGGAGACAUUCUUCAUGAUAUAAUUGUUAAAUAUCAUCUUUGCAUUCAUACUCCCCAACUAACUGGUUGAUCACCAGCAUAGAAUCCCCAAUAAUCUCAAUGGCAUCGGUUUGAUCUCUCAAAGUAAUUGAAUUCCCUUGAGAAUAGCACUAUACUCAGCUUGAUAUUGGUUGCGGAUGCUUCAAUCGGAAACGAGAACUCAAAAUUUGCCCCCGAGGGGAAAUCAGCACCACACCAAUUCCAGAACCGUUCCCACACGAAGAUCCAUCAAAGAAUAAAGUCCAAGGAACAAGAUCUACCAUGUUCAGCUCUGGUCCACAAUAUUGCACAACAAAAUCGGCUACGGCUUGACCCUUAACUGCUUUAGCCGAUUCAUAUCUCAAAUCAAAUUCUGACAAUGCCAAAAUCCAUUUUCCUAUUCUCCCUUUCAAAAUCGGCAAUGAGAGCAUAUAUCUAAUAGCAUCAUCUUUCUCACAACAACACAUUCAGCCGAUAAUAAAUAAUUUCUAAGCUUGGUACAGGAGAAGUAUAAGCAAAUACCUCCCUUCUAGAUGCAUGCAAGAGAAAUGUUGAGCAAGACUUGGGCGCACUUAAAAACACAUGGCACACACAUGGUGUUUCCAUUGUUUCUGAUGGGUGGACAAACAUGAAGAACAAGCCAUUAAUCAAUGUAAUUGCAUCAAAUAGCCGUGGUUCAAUGUUUUUGUAUGCAGAUGAUUUUUCUGGAAUUGAGAAAACUGUGAAGCAAUAGCAGAUUAUUUGCUUAAGGCGAUCGAAGAUAUUGGAGCCUCGAUGGUUAUGCAAGUUGUGACUGAUAAUGCAUCAAAUUGCAAGGCAGCUGGACGGGAAAUUGAAAAAGUGCAUAAACACAUUUUUUUGGUCACCUUGCGUAGUGCAUACUCUGAAUCUGAUAUUUAAGGAUUUAGCCAAAGCACUUCCUUGGAUAGAGGAGACAUACAGUACUGGUAAAGCUCUAGUCACAUUCAUUCUGAAUCACCAACAUGGCCUAGCAAUUUUCAGAGCUAAUUCAAAACUAGAUCUCUUGAGGGUGGCAAAGACACGAUUCGCGUCCCAUUAUAUUUUGCUAAAGAGGCUGAGUGACUGCCGUGAAGCACUUGCUACCACGAUGGUUACAAAGCAAUGGAAGGACUGGAUGAAACACAAUGGGAGUGAUAAAUAUGCAAAGAUUGCAGUUGACACUAUCAACAGUGAAGAGUUUUGGACAGAGGUUGAAAGCAUUCUUGCUUUCACAAAGCCCUUGUUCCUGAUGGUAAAAUUUAGUGAUGGAGAAGGCCCAAAGAUGGGUGAAGUAUAUGAAAAAAUGGACACCAUGCUGGGAGAGAUAAAAGAUGUGAUGACCAAGUUGGACUACCCUCACAGGCUUGAUUUUCCCACGGUAGAAAACAUUAUCCUUAGUCGAUGGGAGAAAAUGAAUAUCCCUCUGCAUUGUUUGGCCUUUGCACUAUGCCCAGAGUAUUAUGAUAUUGAGUACUUGAAAAAACCCGCUCCUGGAGGUGAGCCCAGAAAGGCUCCAAAUCAAGACAAGGAGGUCAUGCGUGGGGUGCUGGAAGCUUUCCGCAGAAUAGCAGAUACUGAUGCUGAACGAAAGAAUUACCUAAAAGAGUUUACUGCAUUUCACAUGAAGAAAGGGAUGUUUUCAUUCACGUCUGUUCAAAAUGAUGCAAGCACAAUGAAACCCAUUGACUGGUGGUCCAACUACGGCUCAGAGACUCCAAAUCUGUCAGAACUUGCUUUGAGGGUUUUGUCUCAGCCAAUCAGUAGCUCCUCAGCUGAGAGAAACUGGAGUACGUAUUCGUAAUGUGAAAAGGAAUAGGCUUAAUUCUAAAACAGCAGACAAGCUGGUCUACGUUCACUCCAAUAUUCGCCUCCUGUCAAGGUUUUCAGAAGACUACAAAGCAGGCCCUAACAGCAAGUGGGAUGCAAUUCCAGAAGAUACUUC